ACUUUGUGUUUCCGGGUGAAAUCUCUGGCCCGAAGUUUCAUGCCGGGGAUAUGAGCAUAGGAGACGCAAAGCCGGCUGAAAGAACAGUGUAGGCUACGCAGGGACGGAGAGAAAGGGAAGGGAGAGAAUAAGAAAAAAACCGAACAGCAGCUGAGCGGUGCGUUUUUCACCUUCUGAAAAACAGGAAGCAAACGCCGAUCUGCCUACCUGGCCGCAUUGUCCUGCAGGGAGAAGACAGCGGGCUCUCACGGCUCUUCUUGCCACGCAUAGGCAUAUUAUUUUUCUAAAGCCUAACUCUCGUUCUUGUGGAUUCAACUGCGAGAAAAACUGUCGUUCUUGUGGAUUCAAUCGAGAGAAAACAACUUUUAACUAGGCCUAUUUCCUCAUUCGUACGGUCGUUAUUUUUCAUAUUCCCAACAAGAAUAUAACUCAAGAUGCAGUGUCCCUCCCCUGACACCCACAGCAUGGAGGAGAGCCACAGGGAAUAAGAGCCUCCAGGAGACUGUAGGUCCUUAUGGUUGAGCUGGGUAUUGGUCCCUGCGAUGCCUCCCGCCAUGACAAACCUCAUGGACUUGUGGGCAGCCCACUCCCAGCUGUCUGGAGAGGACCUGGUCACUGUGGACUUCCUGUUACCCACCGGCAUCUACAUCCAGAUGGACGUCCCCAGAGAGGCCACCAUACAACACAUCAAACUGCUCCUAUGGAAGCAGGCCCAGUCAUACCCCCUGUUCCCUUCUCUGGGGGAGAUGGAGGGCCACAUGUUUGAGUGUGUGAACCAGGCAGCGGUACACGAGGAGCUGGAGGAUGAGACCAGGCGCCUCUGUGACGUCAGGCCCUUCUGGCCCAUGCUCAAACUGGUCACACGUAACUGUGGCCGCGCCGAACGCCUACUCGACUCCAAGAUCGGCGUGCUCAUCGGAAAAGGUCUCCACGAGCUGGACGCUCUGCAGGACCAGGAGGUGAAGGACUUCCGCAGUAAGAUGUUCCGUAUCAGCGAGGAGAAGAUGCAGCGGGUACAGCUGAUGACCUGGAGCGAGUGGCUGCAGGCCUGCUUCUCUCCGCAGCUGGAGCCAGGGGGAGGAGCCACAACCGACACAGACGGUGUCAACGACAAACAGGCCGAAGCCAGCCUCAAAGUCACCAUGCACUUCGACCAGUCCCAGGACACAGCCAGUCUGAAGGUGUGGCCCAGCACCAGUCCCAGUGAGCUGAUGGAACAGGCGUUGAGGAAAUGGCUGACGACCCACGGCCCCGAGGAGGAGGGACGCCAGGCCGAGCAGUACGUUCUGAGGGUCAGCGAUAAGCUGGAGUUCCUCUGUGGAGACCACCCCCUCAUACAGUACAAGUACAUCAAAGCCUGUCUCCAGGCGAAGGAGUGUCCCCACCUGACCCUAGUCCAGGUCAGCACAGUCCAGGCCAUGUUCGAGAAGGAGAUCUCGGCCAUCGGAGCUGUGGUCAACCGCAAGAGCUCCAACCCCCCCUUACCACUGCCUCCCAAGAGGAGGGGACCCUCGCAAGUGAAUACGUGUGUAUGGGAGGUGUCUAACCAGUUUAAGAUCGUCCUAAUCAAAGGCAGCAAGGUGAACGCUGAGGAGACGGCCAAGGUCCAGGUACGCGCAGGCUUGUUCCAUGGCACAGAGCUGCUGUGUAAACCAGCGGUGAGCAGCGAGAGCAGCGGACGCUCCGAACACGUGUGGAACCUCCCGCUAGAGUUCGACAUUACCGUGAGCGACCUGCCGCGCAUGGCCCGCCUCUGCUUUGCCGUCUACGCCGUCAUGGACAAGGUCAAGAAGCAGAAGUCCACUAAGAACGCCCACAUCAACAAGUACCAGACCAUCCGCAAGUCUGGCAAAGUGCACUACCCUGUAGCCUGGGUGAACACCAUGGUGUUUGACUAUAAAGGACAGCUGAAGACUGGAGAUAUCAUCCUUCACAGCUGGUCUUCCUUUCCUGAUGAACUUGAAGAGAUGCUGAACCCCAUAGGAACCAUCCAGACCAACCCUUACACUGAGAACACUACAGCACUCCACAUCCACCUCCCUGACUACAACCCUCACACCAUCCUUUUCCCCCCCUUCGACAAGAUUCUGGAGAAAGCUGCAGAGAUCGCCGGGUCAAGCGACUGCUUGCCCAUGGGCCGAGGCGGUAAGAAGUUCCACAUUGAGCUGAAGGAGAUCAUGGAGAGGGACCCUCUGUCCCAGCUGUGUGAGAACGAGAAGGACCUCAUCUGGACACUACGCUACGACUGCAUGGAGAACUUCCCCCAGUCACUGCCCAAACUGCUGCUCUCCGUCAAGUGGAGCAAACAUGAGGACAUGGCCCAGCUUCAGGCCUUGCUGCAGAUCUGGCCCAAGCUGAGUCCCAGGGACGCUCUGGAGCUGCUUGACUUUAACUACCCAGACCAGUACGUCAGAGAGUACGCUGUGGGCUGCCUGAGGGAUAUGAGUGAUGAGGAGUUGUCUCAGUACCUGCUCCAGCUGGUCCAGGUGUUACGUUAUGAACCCUACUAUGACUGUGCGCUCACCCGCUUCCUGCUGAACAGAGCCCAGUGCAACCGCAACAUAGGACACUUCCUCUUCUGGCAUCUCAGGUCAGAGAUGCACAUGCCAGCCGUCGCUGUCCAGUUCUCUCUCAUUCUGGAGGCUUACUGUCGCGGCAGCAUCCCACACAUUGAGGUCCUGAAGAAACAGGUGGAGGCUCUGAGCAAGCUGAAGUCUGUAAAUGAGCUGAUCAAGCUGGGCACCAUCAAGAACGCCCGCAGUAAGACUAAGGAGGCAAUGCUCACCAAAGAGGCCAUGAUGACUUGUCUGAGACAAAGUGGCUACACAGAGACCCUCUCUGACCUGCACUCUCCUCUCAACCCCAGUGUCCUGCUCUCUGGAAUCAAUGUGGAGAAAUGUCGGUACAUGGACUCUAAGAUGAAGCCUCUGUGGAUCGUCUACAACAACAAGCUGCUGGGGGGAGACACCCUGGGAAUCAUCUUCAAGAAUGGAGAUGACCUGAGACAAGACAUGUUGACACUGCAGAUCUUGAGGUUGAUGGACCUGCUAUGGAAGGAGGCCAAUCUGGACCUUAGAAUCGUGCCUUACGGUUGCCUAGCGACUGGUGACCGGUCAGGGCUGAUCGAGGUGGUGUCGUCGGCGGAUACCAUCGCCAACAUCCAGCUGACCAGUAGCAACGUGGCGGCCGCCGCAGCCUUCAACAAGGAUGCACUGCUCAACUGGCUCAAAGAGAAGAACUCUGGAGAUGCUCUGGAGAAGGCGAUCGAGGAGUUCACCCUGUCAUGUGCAGGCUACUGCGUGGCCACCUACGUCCUGGGGAUCGGUGACCGUCACAGUGACAACAUCAUGGUCCGCAGCACUGGACAGCUCUUCCACAUAGACUUUGGGCAUAUCCUGGGGAACUUCAAGUCCAAGUUUGGCAUCAAGAGGGAACGCGUCCCCUUCAUCCUGACCCAUGACUUCAUCCACGUCAUCCAACAGGGAAAGACGGGCAACACUGAGAAGUUUGGCAGUUUCCGUAAUUACUGUGAACAGGCCUACCUGAUUCUGAGGCGGAAUGGGAACCUCUUCAUCACCCUGUUUGCCCUCAUGCUGACUGCUGGACUGCCAGAGCUCACCUCUGUCAAGGAUAUCCAGUACCUUAAGGACUCUCUGGCCCUGGGGAAGACCGACGACGAGGCACUGAAACACUUCCGCCAGAAGUUUGACGAGGCACUGAGAGAGAGCUGGACCACCAAAGUCAACUGGAUGGCCCACAACGUGGUCAAGGACAACCGCUCCUAG
Messenger RNA from Salvelinus namaycush (lake trout), 3785 nucleotides. Its product is annotated as phosphatidylinositol 4,5-bisphosphate 3-kinase catalytic subunit beta isoform-like. Gene Ontology annotation, cellular component: cytoplasm; phosphatidylinositol 3-kinase complex; plasma membrane. Gene Ontology annotation, biological process: phosphatidylinositol-mediated signaling; phosphatidylinositol-3-phosphate biosynthetic process; phosphatidylinositol 3-kinase/protein kinase B signal transduction. The coding region runs from base 543 to 3785 and encodes 1080 amino acids. Gene Ontology annotation, molecular function: 1-phosphatidylinositol-3-kinase activity; 1-phosphatidylinositol-4-phosphate 3-kinase activity. Lineage: Eukaryota; Metazoa; Chordata; Actinopteri; Salmoniformes; Salmonidae. The record is from RefSeq and is a predicted model, not a curated record. The transcript is spliced from 24 exons.